Messenger RNA from Cantharellus anzutake, 2766 nucleotides. RefSeq names its product kinase-like domain-containing protein. NCBI's taxonomy places the organism in Eukaryota, Fungi, Basidiomycota, Agaricomycetes, Cantharellales, Hydnaceae. Gene Ontology annotation, biological process: phosphatidylinositol-3-phosphate biosynthetic process; endocytosis; autophagosome assembly. Gene Ontology annotation, cellular component: peroxisome; phagophore assembly site; endosome. Gene Ontology annotation, molecular function: 1-phosphatidylinositol-3-kinase activity. The transcript is spliced from 14 exons. The coding region runs from base 1 to 2556 and encodes 851 amino acids. The record is from RefSeq and is a predicted model, not a curated record.
AUGGACCGCCAGGAUGCUACUAAGGAUUUCACUUUCGCCAAACUUUCAAGUCUUACCUUACCUGUUACCCUCCGCAUGCAACUGGAGGGGAAGCUGAAGAAACAUGGUUUUGUUGAAGUGCUUGAUCAUCCCGAGCUGAGAUUCACCGGGGUCCAAUCUGAAGCCCCUUCCGACAUUUACGUUACAUGCCAACUUAUGGCGGACAAUAAGCCUCUCACUAUUCCUUUACGCACAUCUCAUAAGGUGUUCAAGGCCAACUUCGUCUGGAACGAAUGGAUCAGCUUGCCAAUACGCUACUGUGAUCUUCCUCUCAGUUCUCAGUUGACAUUCACGGUCUGGGAUACUGCAGGGCCCCGAAGCGCUGCCCCGAUAGGCGGAACAACAUUUCGUUUGUUCGGAAAAAAAUGGACGUUAAGACGCGGCAGCCAUAGAUUGCUCCUGUGGUCCGGUCAAGAAGCGGAUGGAUCCGUCGAAACUCGUACGCCAAGCAAAGUUGGACUGAAAGAUGAAAUGGGCCGUCUAGAGAAACUAAUGAAGAAGUUCGAACGAGAUGAUUUACCGAAAUUGGAUUGGUUGGAUACCCUAGUUUUUCGUAAGAUGGAGGAAGUCCGAGCCGUGAGUUCUCAAACGGCGAAAUCGGAUCAAUUGUUCCUGUACAUUGAUUUGCCUAAAUUUGACUUCCCCAUUAUCUUCAGCGAACCGGAGCCUCCAACAAAUAUGUCCAUGGCCGGCGUCGGUGCACCGUCACAGACAACUCCUAGCAUCCCGGCUCUCAUCAGCAUCCACUCUGACGUGCAUCUUUGGGCGGUCCUUGAUCCAGAAAUUGCCCGAACGAAUCCCGUCGAAGACAAACAUAGACGCCUUGUUCGAAGUCAUAGAAGCGGUCCUCUGGAUCGUGAUCUCAAGCCCAAUGCGCGGAUUCGAGAUGAGCUGAAUAAUAUCCUAAAUUACGCUCCUACUCAUCCAUUAACGGCCGAAGACAAGGAUCUUAUCUGGAAAUUUCGGUUCUACCUCACCGGACAUGCCAAGGGUCUGACGAAGUUCCUCAAGUCCGUUUCAUGGCGUGAUCCGACAGAAGUUAAGCAAGCUGUUGAAGUGCUUCUUCCUAUGUGGACAGACAUUGAUAUGGACGAUGCUUUGGAACUCCUCGGCCCAGGGACUGUGGAUAGCCGUGUCAGAGCCUUUGCUGUGCGUCAAUUGGCGCGAGCCGAUGAUGAUGAACUUGUGCUUUACCUGCUUCAGCUCGUCCAGGCUCUUAAAUUUGAGAGUUCGCCAAAUGAGGUGAAUGCUCGGAGUGUUACCAGGUCCUCGGCAAACCGGGGAGUGAUGGAUGAGGAUAGUGGAUUGGCAGACUUCCUUAUCAGCCGCGGUGUCAACAAUCCAAUAUUAGGCAACCGAUUCCAUUGGUACCUCAUGGUUGAAGUAGAGAACAAAGAAACAACGACAACGUAUGGGCGUGUCUCAUACAAAUUUAUGACAAAACUCAUUGAAACUGAAAAUGGGGUUACCCGCCGAGAUGUGAUGCGGCGCCAAGGCGAGCUCUUAGCAACCCUUUCGUCGAAAGCAAAAGAGCUCCGAACUUCAAAGGAUGCCAGACCGAAGAAGAUUGAAAAACUCCGUUCUUUGAUCGCCGACUCGAAGUCUGGGCUAGCAAACAUAAAUCCUCCUAUUCCUCUUCCUCUUAACGCACGCGUCGAAGUCACAGGCAUCAUACCAGAGAAAUCAUCCGUCUUCAAAUCCAAUCUCUUCCCUCUACUUCUAUACUUCCAGUGCUCUGACGGAAGCGAGUACCCUCUCAUUUUUAAGAACGGUGACGACAUGCGCCAAGAUCAGCUUGUCAUUCAGCUGUUCACUCUCAUGGACCGUUUAUUAAGAAAGGAGAAGUUGGACUUGCGGUUGAGCCCUUACGAUGUGCUUGCUACAGGUUCGCUGGAAGGGAUGGCGCAAUUCAUACCUAGCAUGACUAUUGCCGCCAUUGUGAGCGAGCAUAGUACGGUUUUGAACUACUUUCGGGUUCAUAGCCCAGAUGAGGGCAGUGUUGGAACGUAUGGAGUGACACCUUCUGUUAUCGACACCUUCGUACGCAGCUGUGCUGGAUACUGCGUUGUGACAUAUAUCCUAGGCGUUGGGGAUCGACACCUAGACAAUUUGCUUAUUGCUCCAGAUGGUCAUUUUUUCCACGUGGAUUUUGGGUACAUUCUCGGUCGUGAUCCCAAGCCAUUUCCUCCUCCCGUUAAGGUCUGCAAAGAGAUGGUAGAUGGAAUGGGUGGCGCUCCAUCUUCGCACUACGCACGCUUCAAGAACCUUUGCUUCACGGCUUUCACCAUCCUUCGCAAGUCUGCAAAUCUCAUUCUAAACCUGGUUGCUCUCAUGGUGGAUGCCAACAUUCCUGACAUCCGACAUCGUGACGUGCACGAACAGAUACAAGAGAAGUUCAGACUAGAUCUCACAGAAGAAGAGGCUAUCAAACACUUUGAAACACUACUGAACGAAACAUCCUACUUCACCGUUGUGUUCGAUCGUAUCCACGACCUGGCACAAUAUUGGAGAGCAUAGAGGUAGCGAAAAUGAAGGUACGUGCAUGUCGGGCUGUUCGAGUCAUUAGCUCGGGCUUUAUCUGAUGGGCUGCGGACAAUCCGAUGCACUGAAACUGAUUUAUGGAUGCGGUCCGUGGUCUCUUCGAACUCUCCACGCUUUAGGUGCCCAUCCCACGUAAACACUAUAAAUCAUUGUCCCAAAUUUCCGCCCAAGAACGUGGCUUGACCU